GAGUAGCAAGCAAUGGCAGACCAAGAAAAUGUUGUAAGAGUAACUCGAUUGGCCAAGAAAAGAGCAGCAGAAACAAUGGUUCAGCACUUGCAACAACCCAACAAGAAGAGAGUUGUGUUGAGUGAGAUUCAAGAUUUGUCUAAUGUGGGUGUCAAUCAGAUUGAGGACAAGGUGUUUGUUUCUGAGCCUAUGAGACCCAAAUGUAAGCAGAUUACUAAGAGGAAGGUGAAAACUUCUGAUGAUGACCCACAGAUGUGUAGUGCUUAUGCUUCUGAUAUAUAUGAUUAUCUUCAUCAAUUGGAGAUUGAGAAAAAGAGAAGACCAUUGCCUGAUUACCUUGAGAAGGUUCAGAAGGAUGUGAGUUCAAAUAUGAGAGGGGUUUUGGUGGACUGGUUGGUCGAAGUUAUUGAUGAAUACAAGCUUCUUUCGGACACGUUGUAUCUUACUGUUUCCUACAUUGAUAGAUUCUUAUCAGUGAAUGUUAUCCCUAGGCAAAAACUUCAGCUUUUGGGUGUUUCUUCAAUGCUCAUUGCUGCGAAGUACGAGGAAAUCAGCCCUCCAGAUGUUGGGGAAUUUUGUUAUAUUACAGACAGUACAUAUUCUAAGAAAGAGAUGGUAAAGAUGGAGGCUGAAGUGCUAAAAUGCCUCAAAUUUGAAAUGGGAAAUCCCACAAUCAAAACAUUUCUCGGACAAUUUACUAAAAUUGCUCAAGAUUACAAAAAAAACAAUUUGCAGUUUGAGUUUCUCGGCUACUACCUAGCAGAGUUAAGUUUACUGGAUUACAACUGUGUGAAAUUCUUGCCAUCUUUGGUAGCUGCUGCUGUGACAUUCCUUUCAAGGUUCACAUUACAACCAAAGUCACAUCCUUGGAGUCUGGCCCUUCAACGUUGCUCGGGAUAUAGACCAGGAGAUUUAAAGGAAUGUGUUCUUAUCAUUCACGACUUGCAAUUAAGUAGAAGAGGAAGUGCUUUAACAGCUGUGAGGGACAAAUACAAGCUGCAUAAGUUCAAAUGUGUUUCAACAUUGUCUUCUCCUCUGGAAAUACUGGAUUCAUUCUUCGAAGAUACAAGACAAUGACUACUUGGCCAUAUAUGCUUGGGAAUUGGAAUAGAACUUCAUUCUUGGCUAUUUUUGUUUUUGGUUAACAGUAUAUUCUAUUAACGACCAAAAUAUGUACAUUUACGAGCACUGAAGCAGUCAUGGACUAGCUGCAUUUUUGGUUACUUCAUAUUGGAAAACUUACCCAAUGA
Messenger RNA from Solanum stenotomum, 1250 nucleotides. RefSeq names its product G2/mitotic-specific cyclin C13-1-like. Gene Ontology annotation, cellular component: nucleus; cytoplasm; cyclin-dependent protein kinase holoenzyme complex. NCBI's taxonomy places the organism in Eukaryota, Viridiplantae, Streptophyta, Magnoliopsida, Solanales, Solanaceae. The transcript has 7 exons. Gene Ontology annotation, molecular function: cyclin-dependent protein serine/threonine kinase regulator activity. Gene Ontology annotation, biological process: mitotic cell cycle phase transition; regulation of cyclin-dependent protein serine/threonine kinase activity. The record is from RefSeq and is a predicted model, not a curated record. Bases 13 to 1077 code for a protein of 354 amino acids.